Molecule: messenger RNA, 2223 nt
Organism: Chrysochloris asiatica (Cape golden mole)
Lineage: Eukaryota; Metazoa; Chordata; Mammalia; Afrosoricida; Chrysochloridae
Gene: ZP2
Product: zona pellucida glycoprotein 2 (sperm receptor)
Exons: 17
Biological process (GO): binding of sperm to zona pellucida; prevention of polyspermy
Cellular component (GO): egg coat
Molecular function (GO): acrosin binding; structural constituent of egg coat
Source: RefSeq, a predicted model, not a curated record
AUGCCCCAUCUUUUCCGUCAUAAAAGCACAGAGCAGCCCGUCCCUCUCUACCUUGGUCAUUGGGUGAUGCCUUUUGCCAUGGCGUGCAGAUGGAGAGCAGAUUUCAGGUAUCACCCAAGCUGGGUCUGGGGAGAGUUGAGAGCCUACCUCAUGUCACUUUCUCUCAUCUUUGUCCUUACGAUGUCAGUGAACUCCAAAGAUGCUCCUCGGAUGAUGACUCCUGACUUCCCAGGCACUGUCUCUUGUAAUGAAGAUGGAAUGAUACUGGGGCUUCCUAGAGAGCUUGUCACCAAGAAAUGGCAUGCAUCUGUGGUGGAUUCCCUGGGUUUUGAAAUCCCAAACUGCACGUACAUCCUGGACCCGGAAAAGCUCACCUUAAGUGCCCCAUAUGCAAACUGUACCAAAAUAGAGCAUAACGAGUACCAGAUGACCAUCAUACUCGUGGAUAACACUACUGCUGCAAGGCAUGAAGCCACUGUAUAUCAGAUCAGCUGUCCAGUGACGAAAGCAGAAGAGGCUCAGUCCAGCUGGCUUCUGGGAUCCACAAACUGCAUGAAGGACUUGAUGUCUUACCACUUUUCUAAAUGAAGCUCUUGACUUCAGAAUGAAACAGGUCUGCAGAGAUGGGUCCUUAAAGUUGGUGAUGGCCCCAUCCAAAGUCUGACUCUUGGGGAGGCCAUGAGACAAGGCUAUGGUGUCAUGAUUGAUAGUGGCAAGAUAAUUCUCCAAGCAUCACUGAAUGCUACUGGAGUGACGCACUAUGAGCAAGAAAACGGCCAUCUGUACAUGGUGCCUCUGACCCUCACAUACAACUCUCCUGGACAGACGGUCAGCCUUUACACUAGAAUGAUGUGUGUGGCAGAUCGUGUGACUUGCAAUGCCACACACAUAACUCUCACCAUACCCAAGUUUCCUGGGGAGUUAAAAGCCGUGAGCAUUGAAAAUACGCGUAUUCAUGUGAGCCAGUUACACUACAAUGGAAUUGAUACAGAAGCAAUGAAUGGCUUAAGACUGCAUUUCAACAAAAGUUUCUUCAAAACAAAAAUCUCUGCAAAAUGUGUGUCCUAUCAAUUCUACUUAUCAGUCAAGCUGACCUUUCAGUUUCAUCUGGAGACUAUAUCCAUGGUAGUACGUCCUGAAUGUCUCUGUGAAUCACCAGUUUCUGUAGUUACAGAUAAGCUGUGUACCCAAGAUGGGUUUAUGGAGUUUGAGGUCUACAGCUACCAAACUAAACCAACUCUCGACUUGGAUACCCUGAGGGUAGGAGACUCAUCCUGCCAGCCUAUCUUCAAGGCUCAGUCUGAAGGGUUGGUACGGUUUCACAUACCCCUGAAUGGAUGUGGAACAAGACAUGAGUUUAAAGAAGACAAAGUCAUCUAUGAAAACGAAAUACAAGCUCUCUGGGCAGAUCUUCCAAGCAAAAUUGCCAGAGAUAGUGAAUUCAGAAUGACAGUGAAAUGCUAUUUCAGCAGUGAUGAUGUGCUAAUAAGUAGCAAUGUUGAAAGUCUUCCUCCUCCAGUGGCGUCAGUGAAGCCAGGUCCACUUGCUUUGAUCCUGCAAACCUACCCGGAUAACUCUUAUAGACAACCUCAUGGGGAUAAGGAGUACCCUUUGGUGAGAUACCUCCGCCAACCAAUCUACAUGGAAAUGAGAGUGCUCAACAGGACUGACCCCAACAUCAAGCUGGUCAUAGAUGACUGCUGGGCAACAGCUACCAUGGACCCAACCUCUCUUCCCCAGUGGAAUAUUGUUGUGGAUGGCUGUGAAUUUAACUUGGAUAACUACCAAACCACCUUCCAUCAGGCUGACUCCUCUGUGACCCAUCCCCAUCACUAUCAGAGGUUUGAAGUGAAGACAUUUACCUUUGUCUCGGGAACCCAAGCACUCUCUAGCUUGAUCUACUUCCACUGCAGUGCCUUAAUCUGUGACAGACUCUCCCCGGAUUCCCCUCUGUGUUCUGUGACUUGUCCUGAAUCAUCUAGGAGAAGGCGAGCCAUAGGAGCCACAGAAAGCAAAGAAGCAGAGAGAACAGUGAGCCUCCCAGGACCCAUCCUCUUGUUGUCAGAUGGCUCUUCACUGAGAGAUCUUGGGGACUCUAAGGGACACAGGACCACUGAAGACAUCACUUUUAAAACAAUGGUUGCUGUGGCAGCCUUUGCAGGUGUCAUGGCAACGAUAGGCAUCGUGAGUCACCUACGCAAGAAAAGAACCACAAAUCUCUAA